GUAGCGAAGCAAAGCGGGAGGAAGUUAAAAGCGGGAGGAGUUAUUCGGGCGCCUGCUUUCUCCCUUGGACGGUCGGUGUGUUUGGUUGCUUGGACAGUACUCUAUUAAUGUAGUGUAGGACAAACACACAGCUCUGUCACUGACUGUCCUUGAGAGUAUCAGGGCCCUCUGCGCGUGUCUUUUGAGAGCACACUGUCAGAAGACCAAGAACACUCACACUUGCCCCUUCUUGAAGCCUGCUUUGUGUAACUAACGUAGACGGAAACGGACCUUUUCCGGUCGCAUGCCCACCAGGUGGCACACAUCAGGCUGAUGAUGAUAGGACCAGAGAGAUUUGGGCUUGUGGAGUUACCGCUGCGCUCAGUGAACGUCGACGGUUCACCUCUCCUGGAGUUGGCGGGAGAGGAGCCGUGCGCAACGGGUGACCACCACGAGAUUGAGAGCCUAGUGACAGCGUCGGUUGAGGUGCCUGUGACUGUAGAAUGCAGUGCGUGGGGAGAGAAGAUGCCGUUCCACCACGUCAGGUCUACACUGGUCUACACUGGAAGUCUCCUGACCCGGACUCUGUCUGAGGGGAGCGAAGCCUUCCAAAUCAACAGUAUAUCCACUGAGGAGCUAGGAGAGAUCCGGCAGGCGUUCCGGGUGCUGGAUCGGGAUGGGAACGGGUUCAUCUCUAAGCAGGAGCUGGGCAUGGCUAUGAGGUCCCUGGGAUACAUGCCUAGCGAGGUGGAGCUGGCCAUCAUCAUGCAGAGACUGGACAUGGACGGUGAUGGCCAGGUGGACUUUGAAGAGUUUGUGACGAUACUGGGACCCAAACUUCUGUCGUCUGAUACCAGAGAAGGUUUCCGAGGAAGCACCAUCGAUAACAUCUUCUGGCAGUUUGACAUGCAGCAGAUGUCUCUUGAUGAGCUGAAGCAGAUUCUGUUCCAUGCGUUCCAAGACCACCUGACAAUGAAGGAUAUCGAGAACAUCAUCAUCAACGAAGAGGAGAGCCUCAAUGAGACAGGGAACUGCCCGGAGUACGAGGGAGUCCAUCCUAAGAAGAAGAACAGACAGACGUGCGUGAGGAAGAGUCUGAUCUGUGCCUUCGCCAUGGCCUUCAUUAUCAGCGUCAUGCUCAUCGCGGCCAAUCAGAUGCUGCGGAAUGGCAUGGAGUAGCCAAUCACAAUGUGAGCCUGGGGAGUGGGCGGAACAGUAUUAUAACCUCACUUCCUCUCUCUGCAGUAAAAGAAAAAAGGAAGACAGAGCAGCCAGAACCCAAACACAUCUGUGAAGGACAACUAUAUGUUCUUUUAAAUAAAGUUUGUUUUGAUUUAUACCAUAAACAGACAAGAGGGUGCAAGGCCUGAUGAACAACAAAGUAAAACGAAAAGCCAUUUUUUUCAAGUCACUAGGAGGACUUGAUUAACAUAGAUAGACUGGAAGGGAUGCAAAGCAAUCGUUUUAUAUUUUGUGGGGAUUAUUCCUUUCAUUUCUGUAUCAGAGAAGGCCAGCCGUUUAAAUUAAGAUUGCUUUUCUAAUCUCCCCUUUAAAAGAUUUUCUAAUCAACAGCAAUCUAUUCAAUAUGCAGCAGGUGCUUUGAGCCAUUUCUGAACUUUUGGUUCUGGAGUUCAUAUUAUUUCAGGAAGGCAAUAUAUGAGGAUACUGAUACUGUACUACUGUUCAAUGUUUUAAACUGUAUAUAAACAUGUUAAACUGUUCAUUAAAAAAAAAUAUAUUGUACUAUCUUAUAUUUAGAUUUUAUACCU
Oncorhynchus gorbuscha (pink salmon) is the source of this 1748-nucleotide messenger RNA. Its product is annotated as calcium-binding protein 8-like. The transcript has 6 exons. The record is from RefSeq and is a predicted model, not a curated record. The coding region runs from base 313 to 1158 and encodes 281 amino acids. Gene Ontology annotation, molecular function: calcium ion binding. Lineage: Eukaryota; Metazoa; Chordata; Actinopteri; Salmoniformes; Salmonidae.